Molecule: messenger RNA, 1943 nt
Organism: Xylaria bambusicola
Lineage: Eukaryota; Fungi; Ascomycota; Sordariomycetes; Xylariales; Xylariaceae
Exons: 5
Coding region: 543-1841 (432 amino acids)
Molecular function (GO): FAD binding
Source: RefSeq, a predicted model, not a curated record
AUAGGAUAGCUAGAAGUUUAGCCACAUGCCGGAUUUCCCCAGUAUCAGCCAGGCUGGAAGAGAUGAUGUCUUGAGAAAGGUGGGUUCUGCCAAUCAGAAAUUCUACCGCAGUAUCCUCGCCGCCUCAACUAACGCCCGCGCGAAAUGCUUCCGUAUUAGGCAAUGCCCAGGAUCACGAGAAGAAAGGGAAAGAAGAACGGCGUAGCAGCUUUCGCAUAUAGAGAUAGAAGAAACUUGGUGAAUUGAUUGCGUUUCUUUUUCGUUUUUAUUUUAUAUAAGAAGCAUGCGGUGUAUUUACAUUCAACAAUUUCCAAGCCAUCUUCUACCACCUUGAGUUAUUAGCAUCAUCGUCGCCCAGUGCUCAUAAUCUUAUUCCCCUUAAAGGCACUGAUAUAAAUCCAUUGGCUCUACCUCAUCGCCUCAACAGCUUCAUCGUCCCUGGUGUGAAGGAGUGUAGGGACGCCUGCCUUGCUCUUGACCUCCCUAAUAAGUCUGGUGUCGCUCAAACCACGCCCCAAGACUGCAUCAGCUAUUAGAUCAAAAUGCCCCAAAGCAAAUUCCGCGCUAUUGUUAUUGGCGGUGGUCCAAUUGGCCUCAUGAUUGCCAACGGCCUAGAUAGGGCAGGCAUAGACUUCCUGGUCAUUGAGCGAAACCCUAACAUCAUCUCCAAGUCGGGAGCGUGUAUCAUGGCUUGGCCGCAUACGACAAGGAUAUUCGACCAGCUAGGCCUCACUGCUGCUUGCCAGGGUCGUUACCUUCCCUUGCAGAGCAAGUCCGUUGCACAUCUUGAUGGGAGGCCGAUAAGAGCAAACCCGAUCUUCGAAUAUCUGAACGACAAUCAUGGCUACCCGUGCAUGAAUUUCCCCCGGCCAUCGUUGACUCAAACAUUAUUUGAGGGUCUGGGUACGAACCAGGCCAAGGUCCGCACAGGUGCAGGCAUAGAGGGUAUCGAAAUGACAGAUAACGGCGUGCGAGUUCGUUUAACCGACGGUAGCUUCGAAGAUGGUUCUAUCGUCAUCGGCGCUGAUGGUGUCCACUCCAAAACCCGAGCUAUUAUGCACAAGCUAGCCGAAGAAGCAGGCAAGGAUUUUGUGAAGGAAGAGGACCCCAUCGUAUCUAACUAUCAAAUCUUGUACGGACGAGCGAAGUAUGUCCCCGGCGUCAAAGUCGGGCAGUUCUUCGAGACACACGGCACACAUAGGAGUUCUCAAAUAUCGGCAGAUAAAAACCGUAUGCAUUUCGGUAUUUACCGGAAAUUGCCGAACCCAACGACCGAGGCGAAGGAGUAUAGCGAAGAUGAGGUGGCCGAGUUCGCAGAAGCCUUCUCUGACGUUAUGGUUAUGCCAAACCUUUCGUUUACAGAGCUUUACAAGAACUGCGAGUGGACAAAGCUUGCCAACCAGCAAGAAGGCGUUUUGAAACAUUGGUACUAUAAUCGUAUAGUACUGGCUGGUGACUCGACUGUUCAAAUGACUGCGGCUAUGGGUAUGGGCCUUAACAACGGCAUCCAGUCUGCUGUAUUCUUGGUGAACAAGCUCCAGGAGCUGUUGAGCAAGGAUUCGAACCCUGAUACGGCUGCGCUUGGAUGUGCAUUUGAAGAAUACCAGAAUACUCGCCGCGAAGAAUCUCAAGUAAUAACCGGCCACGCUGCCAGACUCAUACGAAACAACACUUGGGAUACGUAUUUGGGCUGGUUCAUGCAUGAAUACGUUGUCCCAUGGAUGAUGACGGAAGAAAAGCUCAUAGCAACAGUGGGCAACCAUCUUCUAAGCAAGAUGCACAAAUUCGAUUUCAUCGACAUCGAGUUCAAGUCGGGUAAAAUACCAUGGGCGAUCGCGUAAGUUCUGGGCAGCCUCGAGUAAGGGGUGUACUAUAUGCAAUGUAAUACAGAUUGGAGAGAAUAGCUAUCACUUUAGAUCAUCACUCAAUUCUACUUAGAUACC